Molecule: messenger RNA, 1167 nt
Organism: Paramecium tetraurelia
Lineage: Eukaryota; Ciliophora; Oligohymenophorea; Peniculida; Parameciidae
Exons: 1
Source: RefSeq, a predicted model, not a curated record
AUGUAAAGUACGAAAACAAUUCUACUUUUAUCCGUUCUCCUGGCAACAACCUUAUGUGCUAGAUUAGAUUUUAAUUCAAAAGAAUGCAAUAUCUUUUUGGAGAAGUUUGGUACCGCUGAUAAUGCUGAUGGAUCAGGAGCAUCCAAAAUUGCCUUUGCUGGAGAUGUCUCUUUUAUCGGAGGAACUGCAAAUGUUAAAGUCAAUGUUAGAUAUUCUGAUGUUGCUUCCUUUAAUGAUCCUAAAUAUUAUGGAUUAGUCCAACAGGAUGGAAAUACACCAGAGCAAACUUGUUUGGAUAUGAAACUAUUUAAAUAUACUUCAUCAGCCUAUGCUGACAAGAGUGAAGUAACUACACUUACUAUAGUCCCUUCCAAUAACUUUUAGAAGCAAUGGAGAUAUUAUUCUUUCACAAUUAAAGGAGAAGAAUUAAAUCAAUAUUUGGUCUAGACUACUAACUCAAACCAAUUUAUCUAUAAUGGGUACUUUGCUAUCGCCUACUAUGCAGCUGGAACAGAUCAACUUCAAUAUACCUUCUUUUUUUAAUUUUCAGUCACUAUUGACAAAGCUACUGGAAGUGCAUUGGAUACUGCCUUUAAACCUUUGAGCUAAACUUCUACUGCCUAAUGCAAUCCAGAUCAAUGCACUGCUCAUGCUGAUACAUCCCUCAAAUGGUGUAAAGAUUUAACUUGUACUGAAUUCGUUACUCCAAAUCUUCAUUUAAAUGAUUAGUUUGUUUUGUAAUAGGUAAUUAAUACCAAAGGCAUGGAGGGAUAUUACCUUGUAAAUCCUGAAGUUUGGUAUACAGGAGAAGGGCUUAACAAAAAGGCCUCUAUAGUGAGUUUCAGCAACAGUGUAAAAGGCUAAUUGACUCUUUAAUUAAAAGCUGAAAUUGCUUGGACAAAAGUAGUCAUCAAAGUUACUUCAGUACUUUCAACUACUGCCACAGGAAAUAGAAGAUUAUUGGUCUAGACUACUUAUGAUACUAUUUCUGGUGAAACUGAUGAAAUUACUUGUAUCAAAGUUGAAGGAGAAGACAGAUGCGCAACUUGUGCAGAAUAAAAGGAAGCCAACGGCUAUUCAAGUGACGCAUGCAAUGAAACAGAAGAAUCAUUGGAUUCUAAAUAGAUAUUCAUCGGGGCUCUUGUUUUAUUGGCAAUGAUUCUGUGA